AUGGUGUUCGGAGCGAAGAAGGCGCUCCAACAUGUGCCGAGCAGGAGUCGAAUAUCGCUUAUGAAGAUACAAAAUUUCACUGUUCAAAAAAGGCAAUCUGUAGUAACAUUGGUGUAUGGCACUCUGAUGAUCGUACUUGGACUGGUCUCAGUUCUCAUUGAUCCAAUCGCAUUGUUUACGAAUUGGUUUACGGAAGUAAGAGAAGGAAACUUCAUUUAUAACAUGUGGUCGAACCCUACGUAUAAAAUAUAUUCGGACGUCUACAUCUUCAACUACACAAACGUCGACCAGUACCUGAGAGGAGAGGAGAAACUAAAAUUGACGGAGUUAGGACCUUACAAAUUUCAAGAGUUGCGAACUAACGAGAAUAUUACCAUAGACAAAGAGCGAGGAGUGAUGACAAUGAAACCGAAGAUUAAACUCAAGUUCCUCUCAGAGGAGUCAGUGGGACAGUAUAAUGACAGCAUCGUGGUGCCUAAUAUUGCCCUGAUUGCUAUCAGCACCCUUCUCGCAGACCAGGGUUUAGGAUUUAUACCCAACACAGCCGCGUAUUACACAAUGACAGCUCUGGGAUCCAAGCUUUUCAAGCCCAUGCCAGCGGGUGAUUUCCUCUGGGGCUAUGAUGAUCCCCUAGUGAAGGUUGCCAGUAAAUUGGUCCCUGGUUGGAUCGAUUUCGGCAAGAUUGGAAUUAUGGAUAGAUUUUACGCUCAAAGAAAUGAUGAAGUAGAGGUGGAGCUGAAGAACAUCAGUAGGAGGUACUCCAUUAACACAUGGAAUAAUCAGCCUGGCCUUAGAGAACAGGGUUUUUCCUCAAUUAACACCAGCAUUCCCUGUAACCGGCUACAAGGAACCUACGAAGGUCUGAUGCUACCACCUGGCUUCAACAGCACUGUACUCCCAGUUUUUAGGAAGCAAGCUUGCAGAGUCUAUCCCUUCGUAUAUAAGGAGGAAGUGCUUGGAUCAAUAGGAAUUCCACUAACUAGAUACAAGAUGGAUGAUUCGGCUUUUAAUAAAACGAAUCCUUACGAUUGUAAAUGCAAGACCAAUUGUCUACCUGACGGUUUUGUGGAUAUUGGCAGUUGCUAUUAUGGUUUCCCAAUAGCAUUGUCAAAGCCUCAUUUCUUGGACACUGAUCCUGAGCAACAAAAACGUUUUGAGGGUAUGAAACCAGAUCCUCUGCUUCAUUCUUCGCAUGUAGAUUUGGAAACGAAAAUUGGCGUACCAAUAGCUUUAAGUACGAAGUUGCAAGUGAAUAUCGCUGUGAGGAUGGCGUCUGGAAAUCCCAUCACCAGACCAUUAAAAGAUAUGGUCGUACCUCUUAUGUGGCUGACACUAUACUGCGACGAACCACCUCCAGAAGUAGUGGCUCUGCUUCGAAUGCGGUUUCUUUUUGCACCACCACUGGUUCUUACUCUUGAAAUCCUUCUCAUCGUCAUCGGAAGUGCUCUGGUCAUCCAUGGUGUUUAUCGGCUCUGGUACCCAAAAUACCAACUCAUCCAGGCCCAAGAUACAAAAAAGGCUGAAAAACGGAUCAACCAUAGUGUAUUGGAAAGACGAAAAAGUAGUCUAACAUUAAAUAUGGCUGACACGUUUAAUGAUGAUGAAAUGGCAAAAGAAGCUGUCUCCUUGUUAGCUAUUAAGGAAGAAGAUUUGCCGGAUCUAUUGAUGGGCGAAACAAUUGAUUAUGAUGACAGGUUUUCUGAAUAA
Pieris macdunnoughi is the source of this 1707-nucleotide messenger RNA. NCBI's taxonomy places the organism in Eukaryota, Metazoa, Arthropoda, Insecta, Lepidoptera, Pieridae. The record is from the annotation of a GenBank genome assembly.